AUGGGAGGUGUUACCCUGGUGAGUUUCUCCAGCAUGGACAACCCUGAUGACAAAGGAGUCAUAGGUUCCCUGUGGUCACUGGCGGGGGCGGCACUGUACGCUGUCUACAUUGUCAUGAUCAAAAGACGAGUGGAUCGGGAGGAUAAGCUUGACAUCCCCAUGUUCUUUGGGUUUGUGGGUCUGUUCAACCUGCUGCUGCUGUGGCCGGGCUUCCUCCUGCUCCACUACACGGGCUUCGAGGCCUUCGAGCUUCCCAGCCAGCUGGUGUGGACGUACAUCCUCAUUAACGGCCUCAUUGGAACCGUUCUCUCAGAGUUCCUCUGGCUCUGGGGUUGCUUCCUCACAUCAUCUCUAAUCGGGACUCUGGCACUGAGCCUCACCAUCCCGCUCUCUAUAAUGGCAGAUAUCUGCAUGCAGAAGGUGCGUUUCUCGUGGCUGUUUUUCGUCGGGGCAGUCCCCGUCUUCCUCUCUUUCUUCAUCGCCACACUCCUAUGCCACUACAACAACUGGGACCCUGUCCUGGUGGGGCUGAGGAGAGUAUACGUCUUCAUCUGCAGGAAGCAUCGCAUUCAGAGGUACAGAGUGACUGUAGGUGACACAACACCCUGUGACAGCCAUAUUAGUGCUCGUCAGCUCAGAAACUGGCUAAGCAGCUGAUUGCAUUACCCAUGUUACAUUUGUGCCUGAGCUAACAUGAAUACAACCUGUAGUGACAAGCCACAUCACAUACCUU
Molecule: messenger RNA, 733 nt
Organism: Plectropomus leopardus (leopard coralgrouper)
Lineage: Eukaryota; Metazoa; Chordata; Actinopteri; Perciformes; Serranidae
Source: RefSeq, a predicted model, not a curated record